Lonchura striata (white-rumped munia) is the source of this 3425-nucleotide messenger RNA. RefSeq names its product BCAR3 adaptor protein, NSP family member (gene BCAR3). The record is from RefSeq and is a predicted model, not a curated record. Gene Ontology annotation, biological process: positive regulation of peptidyl-serine phosphorylation; small GTPase-mediated signal transduction. Gene Ontology annotation, molecular function: phosphotyrosine residue binding; guanyl-nucleotide exchange factor activity. NCBI's taxonomy places the organism in Eukaryota, Metazoa, Chordata, Aves, Passeriformes, Estrildidae.
UGGUGCUGGCUACGCGCCGCUCCUGCCGCGGCACGGCCAGACCUGGGGCUCUGCCGAGAACGUCCCGGCUCGUUGUCUGGCAGCGCUCCGCACCGCUGUUGUUGCGGUCCGGUCUCCGCCAGCGCUGCCGGGCUGCCCGCUCCGGUUCCGCGGCCCCGAGGGAGGGGCCCGGGCGGCACUCGCUGCCGCGAGGUCGCUUGGCCAGCACAGACGCUCCAGCCGAUCCGCAGAAAGCCUGGAGAGAAGCAGCAGUGAUCAGAGCCGAACCAAAAAUGAUAGCUGCAGGAAAAUUUUCAAGUCUUCCCAGAAACAGCCCAGUGAACCACCAGUUCUCAUUAGCUUCUUCCAUGGACCUUUUGACCACAAAACCUUCACCAAUUGAGCAUCAUUCAAACUCCUUCCAAGGCAUCUCUAUCCAUGGCACUCUGCCCAGGAAGAAGAAGGGAACAAUUCCCUCUAGGUCUUGUGAUAUGUUUAGCCACGUGGGAGCAUUGCCUUACACCAGAGCAUGGCAGCAGCCACCUUUUGUAGAGGAUGUUAUAGAAGAGUACCCUCCAGACAAUGGAAAGAGCAGCGAACUCCAUGCCAGAGAUAAGACUAUUCUGGAUCCUACGUUGGAAUACGUUAAGUUUUCUAGGGAGAGGCAAGUUAUGGACAAGAGCCCGGAAAAGCUGAAGAAGGAGUUAGAGGAAGAGCUGCAGCUGAGUAGUGAAGACUUGCGUAGCCAUGCCUGGUACCACGGACGUAUUCCCCGGCAGGUGGCAGAAGGCCUAGUUCAGAGAGAUGGAGAUUUUCUGAUUAGGGAUUCUCUCUCCAGUCCUGGGAACUUUGUUCUUACCUGUCAAUGGAAAAAUACCCCUCAGCAUUUUAAAAUCAUCAAAACAGUUCUAAGACUCAAUGAAGCCUACUGUCGUGUUCAGUAUCAGUUUGAGCUGGAAAGUUUUGACAGUGUCCCUGGCUUAGUCAGAUACUAUGUUGGGAAUCGCACACCAAUAUCAAAGCAGAGUGGAGCAAUUAUUUUUCAGCCUAUCAACAGGACUGUGCCUCUCAGGUGUCUAGAAGAAAAAUACGGUGUAACUCCAGCCCAACAAAAAGAGCCAAGAACCCCUGAAGGAAAAAUGGAAAGUGCAAAAAGGUUGAGUCUUGGUAUAUCCAGCAUGCAGUCCCCGGAGCAGAGCAUGCCCAGAGGAAAUCUGCUGAGAAACAAAGAAAAAAGUGGUAGCCAGCCAGCUAGUUUGGAUCAUGUUCUGGAGAAAAGAUUCCCUUUAAAGGCUCACCAGUCAGAGAGCUAUCUGCUAAUAGGUUCAAGACACCCAUCUCGAUUACCUGAAGCAGAUGCAAACUCCUGUCCAAGCUCACCUGCAUUUAGAACAGGCAGUGAACCAUCCCUAAGCCCCACAGUUGUUCAGAAAGUCACCUCAGAGUCACAGCUAGGGGAAGCUCUUAGAGGAUCAGACAGUCAGCUCUGUCCAAAGCCUCCACCUAAACCCAGCAAAACCCCCCUGAUGAAGCUCCCAGAUUCUCCUUUGGCUUCCCACAGCUCUGAAGGACACUAUUGUGAACUAAACCCUGCCAGACAUCCUACAGCAGCAAAACAACACUUGUCUCAGAAAAACAGCUAUGUGGAACAUCUAACACAAAAGGAGAGGGCAACAUUCAGGAACUCUGAAACAAGCUAUUUGAUCCUUGAUGAUGAUCCUACAAUGAACCCUACAGAUCCUUUAAAAGCUCAGAUGGCUGAAGAAGGCAACAUCUUUUCUGCACCUGUUUAUGAGACAGUGUCUAGUUUUAAACCGAAUGAUUUUGAAUCCAAACUGCUUCCUCCUGAAAACAAGCCACUGGAAACAUCCAUGUUAAGAAGAGUUAAGGAGCUCUUCACCAACAAUAACCCAAAGAUUAUUGCACAGCAUAUUCUUAGAAUGGACUGCAAGGUGGCAAGGAUAGUAGACGUUUCUGAAGAGAUGAGGAGGAAUAUGGGAGGGAACUCUGGCCUUGAACUGAUCACCUUGCCUUACGGACAUCAGCUGCGCCUUGACCUGAUUGAGAGGCACAAUACCAUGGCAAUAGGAAUAGCUGUUGACAUCUUGGGUUGCACAGGAAAUGUAGAAGAUCGAGCAGCAACAUUAAACAGGAUCAUCCAAGUUGCCGUGGAGUUGAAGGAGUCACUUGGGGAUUUAUAUGGAUUUUCUGCCAUUAUGAAAGCACUGGAAAUGCCACAGGUCAGUAGAUUAGAACAAACCUGGACGGCUCUAAGACACUGUUAUACCCAGACUGCCAUUAUGUAUGAAAAACAGCUGAAACCAUCUUGCAAAGCUUUGCAUGAAGGACAAGAUGAGUGGACUAAAACUAUCAGUGCUCCACAGAACAGCAACAUAACAGUGCCACUGCUGAUGCCUCUUGUUACCUUGAUGGAGCGCCAAGCUGUUGCUUUUGAAGGCAUGGAGCUGUGGGAAAGCAGUGACCAAAAUGGUGAAAUAAUGCUCAGGCACUUGGGCACAGCUCGCCUGAUCGCCCAGCACGCCGAGACGUUUCGCCUGACGGCAGAGCAGCUGCUACAAGGUUUCCAGCCAGAUGAAGAGCUGAGUGAAAUCUUCAAGACAGAAUUUCAAAUGAGAUUGCUCUGGGGCAGCAAAGGAGCACAAGUUAAUCAAAGUGAAAGAUACGAGAAAUUCAACCGGAUCUUAACCGCACUUUCCCGAAAACUGGAACCUCCUCCAGUGAAGCUGGUGGAACAACUAAGUAUAUAAGACUCUGGAAACACUAUUUAAGUGAUAUACUUGAAAUAACCUCAGCAUUCUUUUGGCAAUUUGAUACUGCACAAACUUCUUACAUUUCACAAGAUGUUUAGAACUUUUAACUGCACAAGGCACACUUGUUUUAAAACUACUGAUUUCUAAACAAAUUAUUUAUUUACUGUGUCACCAAGUCAUAUACUGAUCCCUUUAAACAGUUAGGUUAUCCCUUUAUUUCCCCAAAGUUGCAAUGUUUUAGUGAUGCCAAGAAGUAAGGGCACUGGCAUCUUAAUAUUAAGAUGAAGCAAAUAGUGUAAAUAAAAUGGUAGAUUAAUUAUCUGAUAUGGCAGGAAGUUUGCUGUAUAAUAUUCCUUUAAUGAAUAUAAAAAACACUGUAGAUAGAAUUGUGAAGUGUAUCUUUAUGGAAAAUAAUUUGCAUAUUUACAAAUCACAGAAACACUGCACAUUGCAGAAACGAUCCUUUAUCUGUAACCAGAAGGCUCAAACAUCACUGUGCCUAUGAAACUAAUCUGUGUAUGUGCUGGGACAACUUCCCCUUUUUUUUUAAGAACGGCAUCUGUCGUACUUCAGCUUUUGCUGGGGCCUGCACAACAGCUAUGCUGCCAGGAAUGAAUGAUGAAAUGGCAAGAACAAACAAUCCAGAUAAUUAAAAUGCUUUCAGACAUGAGUAAA